AUGGAGGUCGAUUCGAACACAGGACUCGAGGCUCUAGCACCGUGUUAUUACGGGCGAUUAGCUACACUAGAGACCACUGAACCGCGAGUAGUAGUAACAGGCCGAAAGCACAAAGCUGCGCGCUCGUCGAUUCCUAGUCGCAAGCGGCGCUGCGUGCAGCCUUCCUCCGGCGCGCCUCGCUCUAGCGCGGUCCCCUCCGCGGAAUCCCCUUCCGCGAGCGCCGAUCCGCUUGGCGCGGAGCGGCAGUACCGCGGAGUGCGGCAGCGGCGGUGGGGGCGGUGGGUGUCGGAGAUCCGCGAGCCGCGGCGGGGUUUGCGCAUCUGGCUGGGGUCGCACAGCAGCGCGGAGCAGGCGGCGCGAGUGUACGACGUCGCCGUGCGACUGCUGCGAGGCGACGGCGCGAUCUUGAACUUCCCUGACGACCAGCGAGAGGUGCCCCUGCCUCCCGCCAUCGCGGAGUCUCUCAUCCACGCCUGCGCGGCCCUCUCCUCCAAGGACUCGCUGCCUGACGCUGACAGCACGGCACCCCUCCGCCCUCUCCUCUCCUCCGCCCACACACACGUGGCCCCCUCCUCCAGUGACUCGCUGCCACGUGGUACCACUGCUGAGCCCUUCGCUGCUCUCGCUGCCCCUGGCUCGCUGGCGGAGGAGGGAGUGGGCCUCACUGCUGCUGAUGCUUUAAUGGGCACUGCGACGGGCGACAGUGCGGGUAGUGGUGGUGAGGAGGAGCAGAGAGAGGAGGUGGAGGGGGAAUCGGUAGAGGAGAUGGUGGAGGAACAACAGGGGAAGCUGCAACAGCAGGAGCAGGAGGUGUGGGGGGAUGAGUUGGAAACGCUACUGGCAUACGAGCAACAGAUUAGGCAGCAGGUGGCAGAGGAGCAGGCGGAGGGGGAACAGGUGGAGGAAGAGCAGGCGGGGGAAGAGCAGGCAGAGGGGGAGCAGACGGAAGGGGAGCAUGCGGAGGGGGAGCAGGGGGAAGGGGAGCAGGCGGAGGGGGAGCAGGCGAAAGAGGAGCAGGUGGUGGAGGAGCAGGCGGAGGGGGAGCAGCAGGGAGGGGAGCAGGAGUGGCAGGUUGAUUGGUUGCUGGCAUGCGAGCAGCUGCCACUGGACGAGUUCACUGUGUGUGAUUCUGAGCCUGAGGGUGCUCUGGUCGCUCGUGCCCCGCUUGCUGCUCAUACACUGUGUGGCGAUUCGGGCACAACUGUGAGUGAGGCGGUGGUUGGGGUUGGGGAGGAGAGCGGACGAGGAGGGGCAGCGAUGGGAGUGAAAGGGCAUGUUGGAGCCGCCCCCCUUCCCAUGCAACCCAGCCAGCCAAACAACUGCACCGCCACCACCACCACCACCAGCAGCAGCACCAGCACCAGCACUGCUACCAGCACCAGCACUGCUACCAGCACCAGCACCACCACCACCACUACCAGCAGCAUGGACAUGACGAGCAGCGGCGGCCACAGCGACAGUGACUGGCUGUCGUCCCUGCCGCCACACUCUCCCUCAUCCUCCCUCCCCUCGCCUGCCCUCACCAACACCUCCCCGCCCCCUCUCACUUUCUCCCCCCCUCACACUCCCUCACCUGCCCUCGCUACCCCUCUCCCUCUCACUCUCUCGCAUCCUCCCAGUGCAUCACCACCAUCCUCCCCGUCCUCCUCUCCGUGCUCCUCCCCCUCCUCCCUCUCCUCUCCCACUUCCACACUGCCUCCCCCAUGCGUAUCCUUGCACACGCCACCACCACCCACACAGCAUCUGGGGCACUUACAGACCACCUUUCUGCCCUCCCCCCGACCGCCCUCGCCCCCCCCUCUCUCCCAUCCAAUCACCAACUCUCAUCAACCACAACAACAGCAAGCCAAACAGUACCACGAACAGCAGCAGCAUCUACAGCGGCGAGAUGACCCCAACGCUGACAGUGCAAGCCAUGGCGCAUCUCAUCUCGCCUCUCCCCUUCCUCCACCUCCCCCUCCCCCCUCUUAA
Messenger RNA from Closterium sp. Naga37s-1, 1971 nucleotides. Lineage: Eukaryota; Viridiplantae; Streptophyta; Zygnematophyceae; Desmidiales; Closteriaceae. The record is from the annotation of a GenBank genome assembly.